Acanthopagrus latus (yellowfin seabream) is the source of this 1835-nucleotide messenger RNA. RefSeq lists its product as uncharacterized. The transcript is spliced from 5 exons. Bases 324 to 1217 code for a protein of 297 amino acids. Gene Ontology annotation, cellular component: membrane. Gene Ontology annotation, biological process: regulation of cell differentiation. NCBI's taxonomy places the organism in Eukaryota, Metazoa, Chordata, Actinopteri, Spariformes, Sparidae. The record is from RefSeq and is a predicted model, not a curated record.
ACAGAGGCUGAAAUCUGUCUGCUCCAGAGAGAGGAGCAGUGCUGGGUCCAACAUGACAUCUGGUGAUGGCUGCGAUGGAAACGACAGCAUCUUUCUGCUGGGAUUUAUCCACUGCUAUUAUGAUUAUUUGGGCCUUAUGAUGUUUAUGUGUGCAUAAGUAGGGACGGCUCCAAUUCAGCUCAGAACAGCACGGGUUUAAGGAAGGAAGGCCUAAAUAGUGGGGAUUAUUCUGCCUCUCUCUCUCUCCCUCUCUGUCGCUCUCUCUUACCCUGUUUUCCAGCAUCACUCGCUCUCUGCCUCUCACUUCUGUCCCUGUCGCUGCGAUGACCACAGCAGGCAUGACCACCGCAGGCAUUCACCGAGGCUUCCUCAGGAAAUACGGGGGCUUCAUGUUUAAGCAGUGGAAGGAGAGGUACCUUGUACUGACCUUGGAGGGGAGCCUGCUGGUGUGCCGCGAUGCAGAGUCUCCACCUGACCAGGUGGUGGCGCUACAAACCAACUGCGAGUCGAUUGCAGAGGGACCUGCAAUUCUUGACCUGCCCAAGUUGCCUCCAGGGGGCAGGAGGGACUGCUGCUUCGCCCUCAUCCUGCCCCAGAACAAGUUCCUGCUGCUUCUCACUGACAAUCCUGACGACUGCAAUUUGUGGCUGAACCUGAUCAGGAAAGUGAGGGAGGGUGUCAUGUCUCCCCUCACCCUCCAGAGACGUUGCAGCAUCACUCCCUGCAUCACCGACAGAGAGCCCCUGCCUGACUCCUUCAGUGAUAAAGACCCCGGGUCUCCCAGGAUUAGUGAGGGCACCCCUCCGCUGACUCGAGUCACCGAGCGGGGAGGCUCCUUCAGAGACCGAGGCCAGAACCAAGCGAGUGCCCCUCGUCGUUCUCUGCGUAGCGUUUCUGUGGCCCCGCCUCAUCGCAUGUCGGAUUGUCUUCGCCACGGCAACAGCAGCGAUGCCCGGGCAGUGAGGGCGGUGUGCCUGCUGAUGGGAGGCGCAGCGGCCUCCUCUGCGCUGGGCUACCUCAACUCCUGCUCCCCCUCCUCUCCCCUCGCCAGCAGAGGCCCAGAGAUGGCCCACGGUGCAGGCGGCUUCUCCGAGCUUUCCGCAGGAGGUUCCUUCCACGCCUGCAGCCAAGACGUCGACUCCCCACACUUCAACAGCUUCGACUUUGAAGGAGACUCCGACUUCGAUGCAUUCGACUGCGGAGGCUUUGCUUUUUAGUUUUGACUGGAAAGGGAGGGAAUGUGUUUGAAAGACCUUUUAGUCUAAUAAAAAUCCCUCUGCUAGUUUUCCUUUAUAAAAAAGGGCAUUGUUAUUAAUUAACCACUCAGUUUAAUUAUCUAUAUGUCUAAUUUAUAGAUUAAUGAAGGUGUUCUUCCUGGCUUUAUGCCCGUGCUCCUCAGGUAAAUCAUUCAUGAUUUUGGCUCCUCUGAACACUGUCUGUCUGUGUUGUAUCAGUCUUUCCAUGCCACAGGACGGCACGAGGUUGAGCAGUAUAAUGAUUCCAGACAGCCAUGCAGAUAUUUAUGAGGACAUUUUAAUCUCAGAACUUUUAACACUUAUUUUUCUCCACUGUUUGUCUCACCACAAAGUUAAUUUUGUACUUUUUUAAAAACAUUUUACCUCUGUGGAUAUUUUUGUCCUUAUCCACUUUCUUUCCGUUCAAUUUGCACAAUUUCCUUUUCAUCCACCAUCUGCGUAUUCUAUCAUCUUAUAAGAAAUGCAGUCCGAAGGUGAACUCCAAAUAAAUCCUGCUGUCAACAUGCUGUGUGUCUUUCUCUCUGCAUCCAUCUGCUGUUUGUUAGCUGCUGUGAAGCGCGAGUACCUGCUGGAAGGAAA